Molecule: messenger RNA, 1319 nt
Organism: Daphnia carinata
Lineage: Eukaryota; Metazoa; Arthropoda; Branchiopoda; Diplostraca; Daphniidae
Exons: 6
Coding region: 84-1193 (369 amino acids)
Source: RefSeq, a predicted model, not a curated record
CGCGACGAGAAACAGAAAGAAUCGUAACCGUUGUGUGUCAGUCGUGACAAUACAGAGAACACAUUCAGUCAGGUAAGGAGAAGAUGAGGUUUCCACGAACGUUUCGUCAUCAGAUUAUUUUGCCGUGUUGUUUGCUUUUCUUACUGGUCUGGACAUUGAAGGAUGAAAGUUACUGGAAAUGGAUUGCAUUACCAGGAGAAAAGGCUCUAAACGUUAAACGACCAUCAAACCUGCGGCCGAGGGCAAACAGAUUAGAUUCAGCCGUUUGCACGGGAGACCUUCUCGAUCAGCGUCACCAUCAUUUUGAGAAAGAAACUGAUGGCAGUUAUCGAUUCACAUCUGAUCAGAGUGAACCGUGUCGACUUGUCUGGUACACGACUGAACGCAUAGUCUCGUGCUUUGAUUCACUUCGUUAUGCAAAAUGGCCGGACGGAAGUUUGAGCGAGCGCAGCAACAACUCGCUACACUUUCUCUUUAUGGGUGACUCGAGAAUUCGCCAACAGUUUUACAACUUUGCUGCGUUGAUUCCAGACUACGAUCAAAUAAGGCAGCCCAUUCAACUUUCAUCAGGGUCUCACGAUAACAUUGAAAUCACGAGCAACAUCCUCAAUCUGCGAUUGUCGUUCAAAUGGCGACACCUCCUUGAUGACAAUGUCAUCGACACAGUUCGUCGAUUGGCAACUUCUGACUCAUCUGAACGACCUCAUCUCCUUUUUUUCAGUAUAGUAGUACAUCACAUGUUGGGAAUCCACGGCGCCGAUCAUCGACUUUACGAGGAACAGUUUAAAAAAUUAGCUCCAGAGCUAGGCCGGUUAGCGAAUGUUUCUCAAGUGAUCUUGUUCAAUCAGUAUCCAGUUGAGGAAUUACAAGAGAAAAAUUACGACAUCAACACUUACAUUCAUUCAGGGAAGAUCGACAACUACAACAAGGCCAUUCGACGUCUGUUAGAGAAUGAAAGCAGUCGUAUCCGCAUAUGGGAUUCGAGUGAUCCGUUGGCAGAAGAGUACGUCCGCUCGUGUGUCGUUCUAGAACGCGAUGAGGUCUUUUACGCCGGUCAUCGCCCCUACCUGUCCAAAGAUACUGCCUUCGCAGAUUGCAACGACUUUAUCCACACGGGUUAUUCAGCUCUUUCAGAAGCCACUAAUCUUUUGUAUAAUGACAUCUGCAAUAAUGUGAUGGAUUGGACCCAGUGAUCCUGAAUUUUUCUCAGCUUAUCGAUUCACCACGCCUUCUGUAAUCAAUCAACAGGUUAUUCACUUGCCCGGAACAAAAAUGUAACCUAAAAUUUGGUUUUAUAAACUUUUAUUUUAGAAAUUGAA